AUAGGGCAUAACGAUAGUGUCCGAGGGUAGUUCGGGUGCAUAGCAACGGACAUUUCGGCGGGUAACCGGAUAAGAAGGUAACAAUACUUAGAUGUAGUGCAUGGCAUCAUAAAGGGAGAAGAAAGGAUUGACAUGUGUUAUGUUGUAACAUUUGGGGCAAGAAAAACAAAGAACAGCUGAACAAGAGCAGGGCCAAGGUAACUCAGAUGAUAACAGCUAGAUAUAUCAGCAUCACAAAGACCGAAGAACAGAAAACGGGCACUGAAUCCUCAGGACAGCUGUGUGAAAGAGAAAAGGAAGAUAAAAACUGAGUGGUUCACACUGGACUCCCAUGAGGUCCUGCAUUACUGAGGAAAGAAAGGUGAUGUUAAAAAGCAUCAGUUUUGACCAAACAGAGUAUCCUUAAGUAGGGGGACUCAACAUUAAUCAAAAUCUGACUUCCUGUUUUGACGGAGGAUUGGACCAUCAACAAGUUACUGUAUAGAUUGUGUUCCUAAAGACCCAGACCCUCCACAUCAUGGACACACUAGGACUCGGCACUCAGCUAAAAGUACGACAAUGUUCUCAAUGUCAGGGGGACACUGAGUUUUACUGUAACACAUGUAAACGUGAUCUGUGUUUACAGUGUAAAGAGAAACAUGUCAUUGAUCUACAUACCAAACACCAUGAUGUUGUGAUUUACCGUGAGAAGUUUAACUACAUCCCCAGACAAGAGAUCUGUGUCAGACAUCCAGACAGGUUCUAUGAAAUGUUCUGUCAGUCGUGUGAACUUUCUGUCUGUUUCCGAUGUUUAGAGCACCGAAAACACCAAAUACUGGACAUUAGAACAGCCUAUCAAACAAAGCGACAACAACACCGAGAAAUCAUUGACACCAUCAGAAGUGAGACUCUCUAUAACUGUCGUGUUCUCCUGGCAGGAAUCCAAACUGAUAUCCAAACUUGUCCCCCACAAAUCUGUCACCGUCAAUCACAGAUGUCAACCAAAGCCCAGAGACUGAAGGAUCUGAUUGACACUGCGGUAUGUGAUGUUAAAACAAGAUACCGAGGUUUAUUGAUUGAUAGAAUACAACAACAGAAGAGAAAAAUGAACAGACACCUCACCCACAUACAGAACUAUGAAGACAGAUAUGAACAAUCAGCAAACAGAGCGUGUCCCCCAGAUAAAGGACACCCCUAAUCUUCCACAACACCUGCUGCUGUCCCUGACUGAGGGAUUCAACAUGGAGGAUGUCAGUCAGUUAUUGAGGGGAAUCCCAGAAAUCCAAAUGACAACAGGAAAACGACAAGUAGGAAUAGACGAGUGUGUGAAACUGAUGUCCACACCUGUAUUACACACGUCUGUCUGUGUGACAGGUGUUAGUGGUGUGGGACACAUAUCUCGUGUGAUGUCAGACCGGGUCUGGAUCUCUGAGUAUAACAAUCUCAUCUUGACAGACACAACAGGAGACACUAUACACCGUGUGACAGAUAUAAUAACAUUGUAUACAGGAGUACACACAGUGAACAGUUCUGGUGAACUGAUUUAUAUAGACAGUGAUGAUAACAUCAACAAACUGUCUGUGAACAAUCACACAGUCACCACACAGAUAGAGUGUACAUAUCCAUGGAUACCACUGUGUGUGUACUGCUCCCCGUCCACAGGAGAUCUGAUGGUCGGGAUGUGUAACGAUGAUACAGGUACAGGCAAGGUAACCCGGUACAACAGUAGUGGUCAACACAUCCUGACCAUACAACACGACAACAAACGUCAGACACUGUAUAGUGAACCUUUCUAUAUCACAGAGAACACUAACGGUGAUAUUAUUGUGUCUGACGGGUUACGUGAUGCUGUAGUGGUGACAGAGCGCGGGGGGAGACAUCGAUUCUCCUACACAGGACCUCCAUCAGGAUCAUCACUAAAUCCAUACGGAAUCUGUACAGACGCGCUGUCACACAUCCUGGUGUGUGAUCUAAACACCGACACAGUACAGAUGAUUGACAAGGACGGUCACUUCCUGUCUCUGUUACUGACACCACAACACGGGAUAAACACACCACGCGGCCUGAACUAUGAUGAUAAAACUCACCUUCUCUGGGUCGGAUCACAGUACACCAACACAGUGUCUGUAUAUAGAUAUCUACAGAGGAGGUACUCUCUGACUGAUAAUCCAGACAGAGAUGAGCGGAUCACGGAAGAUUCAAGUUAGGAGAUUCAGGAAUCAUUAACAGAGCUGGAAAUCAGUGAAGAGUCCGAGACUGAAGAAAACUGUGAGGACCUGAAGUCUGAGGACAUUGCUGAAUAUUUAAUAUUUAAACAGUAUUUUAUUAUGACAAUUCAUGAUAGGAUUGGACAACAGACAUUGACUAUAUAAGUCCUCUCCAUAGAAGGGCAUUGCUGAAUCAGGUAGAAGUGGAGAUAAUUGUGUAGAGGAAAAUGAUGAUAAUGAGAAAUCAGAGGAAUCUGAUGAGGACACUCCUGAAUCUGACGAGGACACUCCUGAAUCCCGCUGUCAGUGGUGUCUCAACAUUUCCAAUUGUCAAAAUGAAGUUGAAAUAAGUCAAUGCAUGCAAAGAUAUGUAUUGUGUGAUUUGAAAGACGAGAGACCCAAGGGCCAUAUUAGUUGUGUCAUCUUUUAUACGUAAUGUUCCAAAACUCAUUCUGUCGUAACACUUGACAUAAAAUUUUCAUUUCUGAGGAGUGUUUGGAAAGUGAGUAAACUGAUUCUGAUGGUGAGGAUGUUCCUGAUAAAAAAACUCGAGGAUGAGCAGAAACCAUGAAAUAGGUGAUAACAGUGAUGAUAAGGAUUUAGAGGAGACCUGCGAAAAUGAGGAUAAAUAAGCAGAUCUGGUUAAUUACAUUGAAAUAAGACAGGUAUUUCGCCAAGUAAACAAACGACUUUUCCCACUAAGUUCGUUGCCUUUCUUAGAAUUUCUGUCAUAUUUGAAGCUGAAAUGGUCAGUCACUAAAAUUACCAUCAUGUAUCCUCCAAAGUAUUUAUCUUCUAGAAUAUUGCAGUUCUGUAUUGAUUAUAUAUUAAAUUGUGUAUAUAUUUAGAUAUCUGAUUUGUUAUUAACAUUGCAUUGUUUGAAGAAUGUUAUAUCAGAAUAUAAUAUUUCCACGUAAAA
Ostrea edulis (European flat oyster) is the source of this 3105-nucleotide messenger RNA. RefSeq lists its product as uncharacterized. The record is from RefSeq and is a predicted model, not a curated record. Gene Ontology annotation, biological process: negative regulation of translation; protein polyubiquitination; proteasome-mediated ubiquitin-dependent protein catabolic process. The transcript is spliced from 9 exons. Gene Ontology annotation, molecular function: translation repressor activity; ubiquitin protein ligase activity. The coding region runs from base 1116 to 2186 and encodes 356 amino acids. Lineage: Eukaryota; Metazoa; Mollusca; Bivalvia; Ostreida; Ostreidae.